This is a messenger RNA of Linum tenue, 1725 nucleotides long. The record is from the annotation of a GenBank genome assembly. NCBI's taxonomy places the organism in Eukaryota, Viridiplantae, Streptophyta, Magnoliopsida, Malpighiales, Linaceae.
AUGGAGGAGAACUCUCAACGGACAGAGGAGACCGACGAACAAGGACGAGGUCGACGCAGGGCGAGGCCGGCGGAUGACGGCGAGGCCAGCGAAGGAGGGCGAGGCCGGCGGAUGACGGCGAGGCCUAGCGGAGGAGGGCGAGGCGGCGGAGGAGGGCGAGAUGAUGAAAUUGGAAAUUAUUUCCUUGGCUCAUGGACGAAGAUGGCAGUGGAUGACACUAUGGAUUUCAACAUUGAAACAGUUCCAAAAGGGGAUAUAAAACGAAGGCAUUCAACUUUGGGAACUUGUAAUUCAGGGCAACUCAUUAUUGUUGUGGGUAUGUAUGAAUACCAUUGUUAUUUUCCCAGGGACAUCGAUUUUAAUAUGGAUGGAGAUUUUGCCAAGUUACAAUCCUUCAAGAUGGACAUGCCAGACCUUGAUUUCUCAAGCCCCGAACAUGUUUUUAAAUCGAAGCAAAAAGUGGAUAGAGGAUCCUCUAGUGGACAGCAGAAAGGAAAAUUAGACACCUUUGACAUCUCUUUUGAUUUUGACGGAUUCAACCUCGAUGAAGACAUAAUCAAGGUAGAUGGUAACGCUCCCGCAACAAAGCACACUGAUAAAAUUGGGGCUGGCUGUGAACGUCAUGAUGGAUCUGAAAGCAGUCAGACAGAGGACUCGGCAGCAUCAGAGAAAAUUAUCAAUCAUGCGGUGAAGACUGCUGUAGCUCCUGAAGGAAUUGAAAUUCCUCGAGAUGAUAGUACAGUAGGAACUUUCGUUGAGCAUGCAGCAGAAAGCUCAUCAGAAGAAACAGUUGGUGUUAGAACUGAAGCAACAAAUCAACAGGGCUCAUCCUCAGAUGUUUAUACUCCCAUCCCAUGGAUCAAUGUAACCCAUCCCAAGAUGAAGGCAUGCCCAAUGACCAAUAUGCUAAGUAUGGUUUGCAGUCCACGGCAUCACAAUCCCUUGGUGGGAGCGAUUCUAUCCCAGUCAGAUGUACCGUCGGAGGCUGAUUACUUGGGUUCGAGAGUGACUAGGAGGCAUGGGCGAUGGCGUGCGCAGUGGAAGAACGUCUCCGUGGGUCAAGGUGGGCAGGAACGUCAUGUCGGUGAUGAAGAAGACACUUUUUCUCGAAAGCACAGUGGAGUAGUUGCUGCAACAUGGUGGUGGCGUGUGAGCAGUUGUGCAGAGGAGGCAUGGGCGAUGGCGUGCGCAGUGGAAGAACGUCUCCUUGGGUCAAGGUGGGCAGGAACGUCAUGUCGAAAAUCUGGUGAUGUUAGGCCUCCUCUUGCUUCACCUAGUCUCCAUUUCUCCUUGUUUGGGAGUUCUGAAUUGGCUAGCAAGCAGUUGAACCAUCUCGGAAGCGUGAAACCCGAUGUUCAAACUGGCCGAAACUCGGGUAGUCAACUGAAGCCACGUUUUUCUGAGAUGAGAAAAGGUGCACCACCUCCUUUACUAGUUGGUAUGAAGAAUGUUCAAAGUACAGCUACCAACAGUUUUUGCAAGGAUCAUGGAGUACAAGAGAUUAGCGUGCUAAAUGAUUAUCCAAUACUUGCUGAUAAAGUGGUAGAUAAAGGGGAACCUGUCAUUCUUAGAAGUGUAAGCAACAUGAAGGAUCCUGAUAAUACUAGAAAGGGCAGCUCUGUUGAUAAGAUAACCAAGUUGAACAUCUCGAGAAGUAUGAAGUCCUCCUUACCGGCUACGAGAUCAAUUCCGAGUUCAAAGGAUCAUACCUGUUACCACACUUAA